AUGAAACAGAGCAACUUUUGUUGGACAGAGGAAGAGAUUCAAGUGGCAGAAAUUUUACUCGAUUUGGGAAAUUCAGUUCCUGUAUCAGAAUCAAGAAGCAAUCUUUCAUGGGGUAGUAAAAGGAGGAGAUCUAAUCCAUCUCAUGCUGCUGCACACUCAUUACCUUCACCCUCCAUUCAUGGAACUGAAACCGAAAUCCAAACUCAAGUCAAACUGGAACCGCCAUCCAAAAGUCCAACAACACCUCUUUCUUUCUCGCCAAGUGAAUCUGAUGAAAAGUCCAAGAAUUCGAAGAAAAGGAAGUAUAUGGAGAUGAUAGAAGGAUUAACUCAGCGCAGAGAUUUGCUUAAAGGGGAAGUAGAGAAUGUCAGGAAUUACUACAACAAAUUGAAGGCUUACAAUUUGGAGUUGAAAUUAAUGAAACAAAAGGCACUGACAACUUGCCUUAUAAACGAAGGAUCCCAUUCCCAUAUGGGAUUGAACAAAUUCUUGAAUUUUGAGAUGAAUUUAGCCCAACAUUAUCAAAUUACUGCCGUGGCUCAUCAACAGCCGUUCAAUUUAGAUCAGAUGGCCCCAGGAUCAACAACACAAAUAGGUGAAAAUAUUCACUACCCAUCCAGUGAUGGAUUGUGCCAUAUUAAUCAGGUGGGCCCAGUUGGAAUUCCUGAUUUGAAUCUAUCUCCUCAAGAGGCUUUCGGGGUGGAACCAUCCUAUGUCAAUAGAGAUCUUGCAGAUAAACGGGCCAGAUAUGCUGAAGCAAGGAGGUUGAGGAGAGGAAUAAUUAAGAUUAAGUCGAUGAAGAGUGGUGUAAAGACUCUGCGAAGCAGAUGA
Fraxinus pennsylvanica is the source of this 831-nucleotide messenger RNA. The record is from the annotation of a GenBank genome assembly. Lineage: Eukaryota; Viridiplantae; Streptophyta; Magnoliopsida; Lamiales; Oleaceae.